CUGCUCAUGCUUUCCCCUCUCCCUCUUCCCCAGCUUAUCCUGUCUGUCCUGCUUUCUCGAUUCCAGUCCAGAGCCAUGGGACCACUAGCUGUCCUGCUGGCUCUGAGCUGGGUGACCCUGGCUCAAGGGGAUCCAUUCUACAUCCUGCUCACUCCCAAUGUCUUGAGACUGGAAAGUGAGGAGCAGCUGGUCCUGGAGGCCCAUGGGGCGGCAGGUGACGUGCCUGUUGAGGUCUCCAUCCACGACUUCCCUCAAAAGAAGCAAGUCCUUUAUUUGGAGAAGACCACACUUAACAAUGCCAAUAAUUACCUGAGCACCAUCACUAUUAAGAUCCCAGCCCAGAACUUCCAGAAUAAGAAAGAUCACAAGUUCGUCAGUAUUGUGGCCAAGUUUGCCCAGGAAAAACUAGAGAAAGUGGUGCUGGUGACUCUUCACAGUGGCUACCUAUUUAUUCAGACAGACAAAACCAUCUACACACCUGGUUCCACAGUUCUGUACCGGAUUUUCACCGUGGGCCACAAGCUUCAGCCUCUGGCCAAAACUCUGACUGUCAACAUCGAGACUCCUGAUGGUAUCAUCAUCAAGAAGGACUCACGGUCCUCUCAGAACAGCAAUGGCAUACUGAGCUUGUCCUGGAGUAUUCCUGAACUUGUCAGCCUGGGCCAGUGGAAAAUCAUCACUUAUUAUGAUGACUCUCCCCAUAAAAACUUCUCUGCUGACUUUGAAGUGAAGGAGUAUGUGCUGCCAAGCUUUGAGGUAAAGCUGCACCCAGAGGAAAAAUUCUUCUACAUCGACAAUCAUGAAGGUCUGAGAGUCUCUAUCACAGCCAGGUUCCUGUAUGGAAGGAUGGUGGAUGGCACUGCCUUUGCCAUCUUCGGAGUCCUGGAUGAAGGAACUAAGCGGAGCAUCCCUGAAUCCCUCACCCGAGUUAUAAUUGAAGAUGGCAGUGGAGAGGUUACUCUAACCCGAGAUGCUCUGGUCAAACAGUUCCCAGGCCAAAACCUGGUGGGAAAGUCCUUGUAUGUGUCAGUCACAGUUAUCCUGGAGUCUGGGAGUGACAUGGUUGAGGCUGAAUACACUGGGAUCCCUAUUGUGACAUCUCCUUACCAAAUUCACUUCACCAAGACUCCUAAGCACUUCAAACCAGCCAUGCCUUUUGAUCUCACGGUUUUUGUGACUAAUCCAGAUGGAUCCCCAGCCUCUCACAUUCCGGUGGUGGUCCCAAACUUUGAUGUCCGGUCUAUGACUCAAGAAGAUGGUCUGGUCAAGUUGAGAAUCAACACACCCAAUAACCGUGGUCCUUUGAACAUCAGAGUGAGGACAGACAAGGAAGGACUCUCUGUGGAUCGCCAGGCAUCCCAGCAAAUGGUAGCUCAACCCUACCAGACCGUAGCCGGCUCCAACAAUUACCUGCACCUGUCGGUGCCCUCAGUGGAACUCAAGGUUGGAGAUAACCUGAACGUCAACUUCCACUUGAGAACAGACGGGCCCAACGUGAACCAGCAAAUCAAUUACUUCACCUAUGUGAUCAUGAACAAGGGGCUGGUGUUGAAGGCUGGGCGUCAGCCGCGGCAGCAGGGCCAGGAUGUGGUGGUGCUCUCACUACCCCUCACACCUGACUACAUCCCCUCCUUCCGAGUGGUGGCCUAUUACCAUCUGACUCUUAAUGGCCAGAAGGAGUUGGUGGCUGACUCUGUAUGGGUGGAUGUCAAGGACACUUGCAUGGGCAAGCUGGUGGUGAAAGGAGCGGGAAAUGCAGAGAGAACACACCUGCCUGGAAAACAGGCCACCCUGAAGAUUGAGGGUGACGCUGGAGCCCUCGUGGGGCUCGUGGCUGUGGACAAAGGGGUGUUUGUUCUGAAUAAGAAGAACAAACUGACCCAGAGCAAGGUCUGGGACACAGUGGAGAAAGGAGAUAUUGGCUGCACUCCAGGCAGUGGACAGGACUAUGCUGGAGUGUUCACAGAUGCCGGGCUUGCUCUACAGACCAACAAGAAACUUCAGACAGCCCAGCGGUCUGACCCCGAGUGCCCGAAGCUAGCCAAGCGUCGUCGGCGCCGCUCUGUCCAGCUCAUGGAGAUAAGGAAUGACAAAGCUGGCCAGUAUAAGGAUAAAGACUUGAGGACUUGCUGUGAGGAUGGCAUGCAACUGAACCCCAUGGGCUACUCGUGCGAAAGGAGGGCAAAGUACGUUUUAGAGAAAGAGGAAUGUGUCAAAGCCUUCCUGGACUGCUGUAACUACAUCACCAAGGUUCGUCUGGAGAAACAUAGAGACAACGUCCUCAACCUGUCCCGAAGUGAACUAGAUGAGGAUUUUAUGCCAGAGGAAGACAUCAUCUCCAGAAGCCAGUUCCCAGAGAGCUGGAUGUGGACUGUGGAGCCACUAGUAGAGAAGCCUGACAAGUAUGGAAUCUCUACAAAGUCCUACACUGUGUUCCUCAAAGACUCCAUCACAACCUGGGAGGUUCUGGCCAUCAGUUUGUCAAACACCAAAGGGAUCUGUGUGGCUGACCCAUAUGAGAUCACCGUGAUGCAAGACUUUUUCAUCGACCUUCGUCUGCCCUACUCUGUGGUACGCAACGAACAGGUGGAGAUUCGAGCUAUUCUCUACAACUAUGGGGAGAACCCAUUCAAGGUACGCGUGGAGCUGCUCCACAACCCUGUCAUCUGCAGCGCCGCCACCUCCAAGAAGCGCUACCAGCAGAUAGUGAAGAUCCCAGCCAAAUCUUCUUUAGCUGUGCCCUUUGUCAUUGUGCCCCUGAAAAUCGGCAACCAUGAUAUAGAAGUCAAGGCUGCUGUCUAUAACCAACUUAUCAGCGAUGGUGUCAAAAAGAAACUGAAGGUCGUGCCGGAAGGGAUGAAAGUGUCAAAGGCUGUGACCACUCGAACCCUGGACCCAGUGAAACUUGGCCACAAUGGGGAACAGAGGGAAGACAUUCCUGCAGCAGACAUCAAUGACAUUGUUCCAGGCACAGAGUCAGAAACUAGUAUACAAUUUCAAGGAACACCUGUGGCCCAGAUGGUUGAGGAUGCCAUAGAUGGUAACAAGCUGAAGCACCUGAUCGUGACGCCAUCAGGCUGUGGAGAGCAGAACAUGAUUGGAAUGACUCCCACUGUUAUCGCCGUCCACUAUCUUGAUGCCACAGAUCAGUGGGAAAGGUUUGGGGUGGAAAAGCGGUUGGAAGCCUUAGAGCUUAUCAAGAAGGGGUAUGCUCAACAGCUGGCCUUUAAGAAGUCAGACCACUCCUAUGCUGCCUUUAAAAAUCGACAAUCCAGCACGUGGCUGACAGCCUAUGUCGUAAAGGUAUUCUCCAUGGCCACCAACCUCAUAGCGAUUGAUGCCCAGGUCCUCUGUGGUGCUGUCAAAUGGCUCAUCUUGGAGAGUCAGAGACCAGAUGGAAUGUUCCAGGAGGAUGGUCCAGUGAUCCAUCAGGAGAUGAUUGGUGGCUACAAAGGUGGGGAGGCUGAUGUUUCACUCACAGCCUUUGUACUCAUAGCUCUGCAUGAAGCAAAAGACAUCUGUGCAGGCCAAGUCAAUAAUCUGGAAGCAAAAAUCAAUGAAGCAGGAAACUUCCUGGCCGGCAAAUACCAGGGCCUGACUCGGCCCUAUACUGUGGCCCUGGCUGGCUAUGCCCUGAGCUUGCUGGAGAAGCUUGAUGACUCCAAAGUGGAGAAGUUCAUGAGGGCAGCCACGAGUGGCAACAGCUGGCAGGAGAAAGGCCAGAAGCUGUACAAUGUGGAGGCCACAUCCUAUGCCCUUCUGGCCCUACUGAAACUGAAAGACUUUGACACAGUCCCUGCUGUAGUUCGAUGGCUCAAUGAGCAGAGAUACUAUGGAGGUGGUUAUGGGUCCACCCAGGCUACCUUCAUGGUAUUCCAGGCUCUGGCCCAGUACCAGCAGGAUGUGCCAGAUCACCAAGAACUAGACCUGGAUAUUUCUGUUCACUUGCCCAGCAGGAGCUCAGCUUUUACCCACCGCAUCAGUUAUGACUCUGCCAGCUUGUUGAGGUCAACUGAGACCAAGAUAAACGAAGACUUUACUGUAAAGGUCAAAGGAAAAGGACAAGGCACACUUUCGGUUGUGACAGUGUAUAAUGCGAAGUUAAAAGAUAGUAUAGCCUGUAAGAUGUUUGACCUGAGGGUGUCCACUCGACCAGUCCCACCAAAUGAAAGGGUGCCUGAGGAUGCCAAGGGCAGCGUGUUCCUUGAUAUCUGCACUAAGUACCAAGGACAAACUGAUGCUACUAUGUCGAUUCUGGAUAUCUCUAUGAUGACUGGCUUUUCUCCAGACACAAAAGAUCUCAAUUUGCUGGCCAAGGGCAAGGACAGAUACAUCUCUAAAUAUGAGCUGGGCCAGAUGUCCGAAAAGAGCACUCUUAUAAUUUACCUGGACAAGAUUUCCAACCAGGAAGAGGAGUGCUUAAGCUUCAAGAUCCACCAAUACUUUGAAGUGGGACUCAUCCAGCCUGGGGCCGUCAAGGUCUACUCUUACUACAAUUUGGAGGAAAGUUGCACCAAGUUCUACCAUACGACUAAAGAAGGUGGUUUGCUCAACAAGAUCUGUCACAAAGAAGUGUGCCGCUGUGCUGAGGAAAACUGCUUCUUACAUAGAGAGGAGAAUCUCUCAAGGCAACAGAGAACUGAAGAGGCCUGUGAGCCUGGAGUGGACUACGUAUAUAAGGUCAAGGUGAACAAGAUCAAGCAGUCCGACAGCUUUGAUGAAUACCAGAUGCUCAUCAAACAGGUCAUUAAAUCUGGCUCAGAUGAGAAUCCUCAAGACAAGAUUCGCACAUUCAUCAGCCAUGUGAAGUGCCGGGAUGCCCUACUGCUAAAGGAGGGCAAGGAUUACCUGAUCUGGGGCAUCUCCUCUGACCUAUGGAAAAUGAACUCAGAGCUUAAUUACAUCAUUGGCAAGGACACUUGGGUGGAGCACUGGCCACCAGAAGAUGAGUGCCAGGAUGCAGAGAACCAGAAACAGUGUGAGGAUUUGGAGGUCUUUGCGGACAGCAUGAUCUCCUUCGGCUGCCCCAACUAACACCAUCCAUGGACCCAAAUGAUGACCCAUCCCCGGCCUCGGCCAGGUCCCACCUUAUUUCUGAACAAAGACUCUUUUUCAAGAAUUUAAUGGACUCACCUAGUGUGGUGCUUGGAGAUCCUUGGGGAUCCUAGGGGGUAGGGGUGGAGGAGAGGCCAUGUGUGGAGAUAGCCUCGGAGGUGGAGGCAGGGAGGUAGUCAGAUUCAAAUCCCAAGUGUGGCCUUGGGCAUGUCCCUUCUUCCCCACUCUCAUCUUCAGCUCCCUGAUCUAUAGAAAUGAGGGUAAUAAUCUCUGUUUGAAUGGUGAAUAAUAAUCAGAGAAUCCCAAAGUGCUGUUGCAAUGUGGGGUGUUGGGAUUAUCAUUAUUAAAAAGGCCAAAUACUCAUUUA
Molecule: messenger RNA, 5422 nt
Organism: Phascolarctos cinereus (koala)
Lineage: Eukaryota; Metazoa; Chordata; Mammalia; Diprotodontia; Phascolarctidae
Gene: C3
Product: complement C3
Biological process (GO): complement activation; inflammatory response
Cellular component (GO): extracellular region
Molecular function (GO): endopeptidase inhibitor activity; protein binding
Source: RefSeq, a predicted model, not a curated record